AUGGAAAGUAAUAAGAAAUAUUCUACAAAAUAUUAUUGGGACAAUAGAUUUAAAGAAGAAGAGACAUAUGAAUGGAUUGCUAAUUUUGAAGAAUUUGGUAAUAUUUUAUUAAAAUACUUAAAACCAGAUGAUAAAAUUUUACAUAUUGGUUGUGGGAAUAGUAAAUUGUCACAACAACUUUUUGACAGAGGUUUCAAAAAUAUAACAAAUUUGGACUUUUCUUCUGUUAUUGUUGAAAAAGGAAUAAUAAAUGAAUCUCAUUUUUCUUGGACGUGUGACGACAUAACAAAACUUAAAACUAUACCAUCAAAAUCAUUUGAUAUUGUUCUUGAGAAAGCGGUUAUAGAAUCGAUAACAACCAAAGAAAAAAGUCCAUGGAAUUAUUCAAAAGAAACUUCAAAUGACUUAGAUAAUAUAUUUCAGUCAAUACAACGUGUUUUAAAGAUUGGUGGAAAAUUUAUUAGUAUAUCUUUCACACAGCCACAUUUUCGAAUUCCACAUAUGUUAAGAUAUCCGUUUUGGGACAUUGUUACUGACACGUUUGGCACACAUUUUCAUUUUUUUAUUUAUGUAUCUACACUAGGAUGUAAACCAUCAAAAGAAAUAUUUGAAAAGUACGAAAAUUUUUUAAAUAGAAAAACGAGUGAUAAUUUAAGAUUAAAUAAUAAGGAAAAGAGUGAAUUAAAGUUAAAUCAAAUACAAAACGACAAGGAAUUGAAAGAGGAUGAAAAUUCAAUUCUCCAAUGGUUGACUCUUUAG
This is a messenger RNA of Strongyloides ratti, 759 nucleotides long. Its product is annotated as Methyltransferase domain-containing protein. Bases 1 to 759 code for a protein of 252 amino acids. The transcript is spliced from 3 exons. The record is from RefSeq and is a predicted model, not a curated record. NCBI's taxonomy places the organism in Eukaryota, Metazoa, Nematoda, Chromadorea, Rhabditida, Strongyloididae.